AUGGACAUCAGGAUGAAUACGUGGUACGCUGGUGGUAGUUUUGGGAUGGGAGAUGGUUCAAUGCUGGUGACAAUCCAGGUGUUGAUGAUGAUGGCAUGUUUGCUGGUCGUUCGGCCCUCCAGUGAGCUAAUGGAGGCUUUGCAUGGGGAUGUGCCGGAUUUUGGCUGGGGAACCGAGCUAAGACUGGAGUGGCUGGAUAUGGGACAGGACACAAAGGCCAUUUUGGAUGGUGUCCAAGGAGAACGUGGGGUGGGUUGGGGGGUGGAACAGGGAGAGAAUGGCGACAAUAUCGGAUGCAAAGAUGGACGCAUGCAGGGAAAGGGGCAGGCCCGAUGGGAAUUUGGUAACAGUCGCCAAACAGAAUAUGCGCAAGUAGGCGAUCACGAAUAUGCGACACAAACGGUGGAGGAACUGGAAGGUAGCGGCGGUCCGGAAAGCAUGAGAGAAGCAGCACAGUGGGACGAUAGUGCAAAGAGCAGGGGGGAAGGCAGAGUAAACGGCAUGAGAGUGGUGCGGUAUAAGAGAAAUUGGUUAACGAAAGAGCAAACGCUAGCUGCUGAACUGAGGCAGCACAAGUGCCGCAGUAAGACUCCACAAGGAGUAUGCACGGGUGAGGUGAACUCACUAGGAUGCACAGCGCAACAAAAGGUUGAGGGAAACUUCAAUGCAGACGGCUUGUCUGAAGCGCACAUUCCCGAUGGAGCAAAUGCAAAGGCAGCGCUGAGGGAGUGGGGAGAAGGGAAAAUGCAUGUUGAAAGACACGUGAAGACAUUGAAACACGAGGACCAGUAA
Molecule: messenger RNA, 792 nt
Organism: Cantharellus anzutake
Lineage: Eukaryota; Fungi; Basidiomycota; Agaricomycetes; Cantharellales; Hydnaceae
Exons: 9
Coding region: 1-792 (263 amino acids)
Source: RefSeq, a predicted model, not a curated record